Messenger RNA from Penaeus chinensis, 1106 nucleotides. RefSeq names its product protein shank-like. Lineage: Eukaryota; Metazoa; Arthropoda; Malacostraca; Decapoda; Penaeidae. The record is from RefSeq and is a predicted model, not a curated record. The transcript has 4 exons. Gene Ontology annotation, cellular component: postsynaptic density; postsynaptic membrane; dendritic spine. The coding region runs from base 612 to 1040 and encodes 142 amino acids. Gene Ontology annotation, molecular function: synaptic receptor adaptor activity; ionotropic glutamate receptor binding.
UCUGAAUUCCUCGUGUUUUAAUGGGAAUACUGACUUAAACUUGGAUGAGGGCUCAGUGUGCGGAAACAGAGCCGACUGUGAAACCGUGAGGUAGCGUUCGUUUGAUCGAAGUCAUUGUGAAACGACACCGAAUCACUGUGAAAUAAACCGCGCUGUUGAUAACGUUUUAAGGAGGCACCCAAGCCAUGUUAUCAGCACCUUUAACUUUAUCUAUGAAUGGCUUAUUCGUCACACCCAAGUUUACCACCAGUACGCAAGGGUCUUCGGACAAAGCCGGGUUCGAGGGGCUUCCUUCGCCUGCGGUUCGGACAGGGUUACGAGCUUCCUCCUGGCGAAUCCAAACCCCCUUUUGUUUGUGUUUUGAAGGUGUUCCGUGUGAAAAUGGGGACAUACCGUGGCGUGGCGUGAUUCGCGUGCCUUUGAUUGCAUCAAUAGUUUUGUUUUUGAAGUGAGUUUGGAAAAAAAAAAAACAAGAUGACAGUGACAUUGUGCUUUUAUAGUGAUUGAAGUGGGAGCUGAGGCCGCCGAAAUGGGAGAAUGAAGUAGGCGGGUUUAGACAGAUCCUGUGGAGUUGAAUCUUGUGAAAAUAAAAGACGAAAUCAAGACAAAAUAUGCGGGUUCUGAUUGGCGCGAAGGAAGUGUUUUCGGGGAAUAUAGAAUGGUCCCGGAGCACCGUCAUGGAGGACGGGGUCAGCGUGAGCUCGGCCUCGGGGUCUGCCGGCGCCGGGUCGUCCUCGGCCUCCAGCGUGGGCGACGAGGUAGUGCUCAGGAUCAACGUGCCGGAGCUCAAGGUCGAGAAGUGCCUGCAGUUCCACAAGGACGACCUCGUGUGGGACGUCAAGCAGCAGGCCCUGGCGGCGCUUCCUAAGGUGGCGCUGUGGUACCGGGAACUGCGGGAGAGCUUCAACUAUGGCCUCUUCUGCCCGCCUCAGAACGGACGGGCGGGCAAGUUCUUGGAUGAGGAACGCCCACUCGGAGACUAUCCGCUCACCACGCCCAUUGGAUACUUGGAGGUGGGUAUUCGAGGGAUUCGAGAGUGAGGGUGGGUGUGGGUGUGAGUGUGAGUGUGAGUGUGAGUGUGAGUGUGAGUGAGAGUGAGAGUGAGA